AUGCCGUUUGUACAGCGUGUUGUACAGCCGGUUAAUCUUGCCCAAGUUUGUUCCACAUCCGGUUCCGGUAACCAAAAAGCCAAUAAAUUCCUUUGCAUACCCGGCAAAUGUCAAAACAACAAUUGUAUCAACAACAAAUUAUCUCCACAACACCAACAACAACAGCAGAGAGAUGCCUCUCUCAAUGGCCGAGAGAAUCCACAACAAAACAGAAUAACAACAGCCGCAGCAGCAGAUAGUGAAUUUUUAUCCUCCUCAUCCUCGUCAUCACCGCCACCGCCUUCAUUGUCUCUCAACCCCAACGAUGUAUUGCUUUCAAGGACAGCCUCAUUGUUGAAUAGCAAUGCCAAGGACGGUUUAAUAUCACCCUCCCUAACCUCAUCGACAACAGCCUCCUCCACGACCACAGUGACCACGGCCAUAAUCCACAACAAUGGAGGUGGUGCUGGUUCGGCAAUUAUUAACGAUUUGGGCGGCAAGGAUACCACCGAUCAUGUACACAAUAAUGGUGGCUUUGCCAGCAGUUUCUCCUACAACACCGAUCAUGAAGAUGAUGGCUGCUCCUCCACUAUAUUACCACCCGUAUCACCUGCUCCCACAAUGCCAAUGAAAAAACUCAAACAACAUGUUGAAUUUCUAUCGAAUAUACCCACCUCACCGACACGACAACAGUCUGUACGUGGUAGCAAUUCUGGUGCAGGUUCUUCAUCGGUGGCAAGUUCUUCGGGUGCAGUUAUGCGCCCAUCCCACACCCAGCAACAACAACGUUUGCGUACACCCCAAUCGCCAACGGCUGCAAAAAUUGUUGCCGGCUAUGAAUUCGAUUCGAUCAGCAAUAUAACCUUGAGUAAUGCCCUAAGGCAAUUGGCCUCAUUGGUACUAAUUGCCAGCGAUAUUUUUGAUGAUCUACAAAAGGAAUUGCAAUCGGUGGGCGAUAGGGCACGUGUGGUGCAAAAGAAAAUCAUUGCGGUGGAACGACGUGUCAGUGCAUAUGAUCCAAAAAUGGUCACAGUCCCGGAAAGCGACCUUUUAACAUUCGCACAACGUAAACAACACUACGAAAGUGACAAGUCACAUCGCAAGGAACUCUUUACCAGCGACACUCGACCGCACAGUGUACGUGUCCUCUAUGAAGAGGCCGGCAAGGUAACACCUCCCCCCACACCAGCAACCGGCUUGUCGGCGGCAUCCACUGUGGUGGGUUCACCCACAUCUGCGCCAUUUGAUGGCAUUCUGUCCGGCGAUGAGAUGGCCGAUAUGGUGGGUGGUGCGACAGCGAAUGGUGGUGGUGCAAAUCUCAUAACUGCUGGCAGUGAUGAUGAUGAUUUGUUGUUGUGUCCGUUCGGUAAUUCCAGUCGUAAGAUGCGUAAACGUAUUGAUGCUGAAAUUGAAAUCAGAUUGCCUGCCGCCAUUGAAGAUCUACGCAAAUGGACAUCCAGUGAGGCAUUGGGUGAUGUCACCGUCACCCCCGAUUGUAUGCAUCAUGUGGAUACAUCAAUCUCAACAUCGGUUGUAAUUGGUGAUAAUGGUGUCCUAACACCGGCCCUAUCUCCGUCCGUGCUAUCAGCUGAUGCUGUUGACGCGCUAUAUUCCAUUGAUCACAAUAAUACAUUAAUCGAUAACAGUCAUAUUCCUAAUGAUAUCAAUAACGAUGUGCCUUUAAAUCAUCGACUGCCCUCGCCCGAGGAACAAUGUAAAAUUAUAGCAUUAAGAUAUCCUGCCGAAGUUAUAUCUGUUGAUACAUCUGGUAAACGUUUCCAACGCAUGUGUAUGGCACGUAAAUCGACAACGGGUGUUUUCACCACAAUGCCCGAUACAAAUAAUCUCAACGAUGAUGUACAAACUGUAGCCAGACGUUCGAGAUCACGUAAAGCACGCGGCAAACGGCGUAACACAAUAGCCGGCAUUGAUCAAAAAGAAAUACAAAGUGCUGCCAAUGGCGAUACGACGGCUACUAGCGGCGAGCUUAAAAAUGCUUUAGCUUCGACGACUGAUGCAGAUGGAAAUGGGGAUGCGGCGGAUCAGCAACAGCACAGUCGUGCCACCGCCGAUUUAAAGGCAUCCAAAUCGAAAUUCGGUCGCAGCAAGUCCAGCGACUUGUUAAAAAAAGAAUCUGUUGCCUUACCCUACGAUAAGGGAAAGAGCACCCUGACCCGUUUGAAUUCGCUCAAACAAUGGGGUCGUAAUCGUUUCAAGUUUAUGCAACGUUCGGCAUCAUCGGGCGAUCAACACAACACGUCCACCUUGUCCACGAUCAACAGCAGUGGUUGCAGUGGCAGCAACGAUCUAAACACAUCCGGUGGCUCCACAUCGGCCAGCCACAACACCUCAAGCGAGAAGGCCGAAAUAUGUUCGGCCUCGGGUAGUGCUAGCGUAUCAUCAUCGCACAAGACAUUGUCGUCGACCACCAAAAUGGGCGAGAAAUCGUCCGUCACCGAUGUGGACGAGGACUGCCGGGUCCAUGAGUAUGUUACACAGCGUGCACACGAAAGUCGGUUUUCGCAUGAACGAAAACCUUCAUAUUCGUCGUCAGAGAAAUCGAUGAGUGUCAGUAGUUCGGGUCAUUUGAGAGGUAAACUUCACUUAAAUUCGGCAUGUGCGAAUGUGAAGCUGAGAGAUACUUCCUCAUUGAAUCGCCAGAGACGUAUUAACGGUUUGGGUGGUGGUGGCAACAACAAGGAUGACCAGCCCCAUUCGAGCAGCGGCAAUUGGAGUGCCAGUUCCGAAUCGGGUCGGGCCUCCAUUGGCAGUGAAAUAACACUGCAACCCAAAUCCAGUGCUUCCAAUACUUCGUUGAAUGUUUCGAGUUUCCAGAAUGGUAGCAGCAACCCACCCUCCUCAAUGCUGAGUCGUAGGCGGUUCUUCAACACCUCGGCAUCGAGUAGUGUGACAAGUGAGGGUACGGCCACACCAGAUUUGCAAAUGGCCAAUGAGGGCGCAUACCCGAAUCAUUUGGAUGAUGAAACCAGCUCGGCCUAUUCAUGUGACACCGAGGGUUAUUACACCUCCUUCCACAUGGACAGUGGCCUGAGAACACUGAAAGAAGAAGAGAUAAAUAUGAGUAAUUUCCAAAUUGGUGGUCAUCCCUUGAAUGCUUCCAUUUUUGGUCAGCAGCAGCAACAACAGCAGCAGUCGAGUUUCAGCAGUUCACCCCAGACAUUAAUGGCAGAAAAUGAAUAUGAGCUGUUCGGAAGGGGUUCAACAUCGACCACCACCAGUUCAGCUGGUACCGUGUGUACCACUCUAAUGGCCCACAAUUCUGGUGCUGAACAGUCCAGCCUAAAUAACAGCCUGGCCAGUUGUGGUCCUGAGGUUCCCGAACGUGUUAGCUCCCUACGUUUGAGUAGUGCCUCAACCAGCACCUUGGAAAGAAGUAUUUCCAGCAGUACCAUCGGCAGUACCUUGGAGCGUACGGGUACCAUAAAACGUAAUGUUAAUGCUUCCCUCAAGUUAUCCUGCAAUGAAGUUCCCUCCUUGGAGUCGAAUACCGAAGAAACUCCAGAAUCCCAAGAUGAUGAAUUUAAUUUCAAUGAACAAAUCAAGAAGCGGGGUGCCCUACCAUUGCCAACACAACACAGCAGUGAGGUUGAGGUCUCUGAAUGUUCCGAUUUAGAGGGUGUGGAGCGUAUUGAACGUAUAAAACAAAAAACGGCCAUGACGGCAAGGCGUAUACCAUCCAUGUGCAUCAUUACGCCAUCUACCAGUGAUGAUGAAAAUCAUCAUUUGGAUGAUUAUAACGGAGAGCGCCACCAAGAUGUGGAGAAUGGUGAUGACGACGACCACGAUGAGGAUGAUGUCUUGAAUAAAACUCUGACCGAAGAAAGCUUUAAGGAUUUACUGGAUGAGGAGAAAGAAAAGUCACAGGAGGUGGAUAACAAUUUGAAUCAUGUUAAAGCCGCCGGCGAAAAUCUCUCUUUAUUUGAGAAAUUGAAAGUUAUACUGCCACCCUCUGUUAAGAAGUCGCCCAAGAAAGCUUUUCCCACACCCGAACUUUCGGUUAUCAAUGAUGAUGAGCUUUACGAUAUGUCCGGUGAAUAUGUUUACAUUUCAGCUGAUGUUAGCAACAACAACAACAAUAGUAAAAAAGCUUCCGGCUUGCAGUGUGUUAUGCCCAAAGCUCCCGUCUCCAGUUCAUUGGGUAUUUAUUAUUCGAGCAAUGUUUUGAAAAUGCCACCGCCAGCCACCGAAUACGUUUCCUUGAAUGAAUUGCCGAAAACAAUACAGAAGGCCUAUGCUAAGGAAUCCCCUGCUGUCCUUGCUGCCAGCAGCAACACGAUGAGAACAAAGGCCCAAGAGGGUAGUUUUACGGCAGAGAGUGAAAACAAACAAAGAAGUGCGGUGAGCGCAGACUCGGACAAAGCACACAAUUCAAUGUCUUCGCCUGGCGGCGCAAUGGCCAUGUAUGCCGAAAUAAAUGAAUUACGUUCAGAAAUUGCAGCAUCUGCUGGCACUGCCGCUGCCACCACUUCGGCAUCGUCAUCGACAUCUGCAAAUGCUACUACUCUCAGCUAUUUGCAAAACACACCACCAUCAUCUGCUUCCUCGUCGCCGCAUGUCUCACCCCAUAAGGGAGCCAGAGUCCGUUUGAAUGCACAGGGCAAACCAAUUUACGAUUCCGAUAGUUUGAAACGACGCAAAGGCGCGCACACAACAUUCGCACCGGGUCCAUACGUGAAACGGCAAGCGGACGGUUACGACGGCUACGAUUCCAACGAGUAUAGUGAUAUUAAACGCGUCGGUGAAGAAGAAAACGAAAGUGUCAGUGCCGAUACGACACUACGCAAUAAUACGAGUGCGGCCAGUUUGCAUUCGUCCACAUCGGCGGCGGUGAAAAGUGAAAGUGUUCUUAAUCCGGUGGCCAAAUUGCUGUUGCUCAACAAGAGCAAUGCAAAUCCGCGAAAAAUCGCCAAUGUUCGGCCCAUAGUUCAUCAUCAAAAUCAGCAUCAGAAAUUGGGUUCGCCCUCAAUGCGUCCACUGCCACUAACGCCAUACGAACAACAAAAUAACGCCACUGCCAUAGUAAAUAAUUCGGGCGCCACGGACAUGUAUGCAUCCUCUUCGGCGGCAUAUGCGGCCAUUUACAGUGAUGCCACAACUACCAACAACAACAACAACAAGCAUUUGACUGCCAAUCAAACGAAUCCCUAUUUCCAUCAGCCACAGUCCGCAUCCAUGAUGAUGAUGAUGCAUUCACCAUCGACAAAAUCAACAGCCUCAAGUACUGGCUCGACCAUAUCAUCAUCGACAGGCUCCUCAUCCAUAUCAGCAGCAUCGGUGUCCACCACCACAACCACGAAUAGUGGAAAUGUUGGUGGUGGUGUUGGCCCGGUAUCAUCCGCCAAAGAUGACGAAGGUUAUCAACAUUUAUAUAAGAGUCCCGAUGAAGUGGAUGGCAUGAUACAGCCCUAUUAUGAGACUUUGAGUCAAAGUCAAAAUCAAGCAGCGGCCUCGACAUUCCAACGUAAUUCACCGCUUUAUUGGACUUUGCAAAAUCGCCGGCCGGUUAAACCGCAGGCUCCAGCCAAUGCUCUGAGUCGUGAUGAUUUAUAUGCCACGCCUCUAAAGCGUUCCGAAAGAUUGGCCCUGGCUCAACAGCAGCAGCAGCAACGUCAGCAAGCCCAACAAGCAGCAGCAGCGGCCGCUGAGGCCCCAAGUUCAGCAAAUCUUCCAGCAUCGCCCAGUGCUGUACGUCAACGCACCAACACCAAUUUCCACACCUCAACGCCCAUACGUAAUUCAGAUUCUGAACUGCCAGCUGAUAAUAUACCAGCCAAACAACGCCUCCGGAAUUGGGAUGACAACUCGCCAGAGCGUUUGAAUACCUGUGCCGAUCGCAUUGGCCAAAGUAAAACCAGUCUAAUGGAUUUCAAGCGCCUACUCUUGGCCAAAUCGGCCAAGAGCAGUACUCUACCCAAGAAAAUGUCCGCUGUGGAAUUGCUAAAGAAAAACAAUCUUACCAAUCAACAAAAUUCCCAACUAUCAGCUCCACUCAAAUCCUCCUCCUCCAGCACUGGCUCUAAUCCCAUUAGCAUUACUGGGGGUGGUAGCGGCACACUCUCCCAAUUAAAUUCUUCCAUGAAACUUUUAGACUUAAGUGGUUCUCCCAAAACAUUUGCCAAUCGUCGUAUGUUGCGUCAGGGUCAAUUUGGUUCGCCUUCUAAAUCGUUUGCACCCAAAUUGAAGACAACACGUUCCAAUUCGCUGCAACGUACCGACAUUAUGUCCACAACCAUACCUGAAGCCAACAGUGAAGAAGACCAUCAUCAUCACCAUCAUUCGGCAAAUAGUUCAUUGAACACUUCGAAAAAUUCCGAAGAAGAAAAUAUGAUCGAUGAUGAAAGUUUCAAUAUUAAACGUAAUAUUUUCCUACAAGCCGAGGAGAAUAAUUUUAUGCGCAGUGAAUUGAGAUCGAGUUUUGGUCGUAAUAAAUCCGAUGCAAAACCACCAAUGGUUAGUAAAGUGGAACCGAUAAUGAAACCCUUAACCGAUAGCAGUAAUGUGGCUGCUGGUGGUGGUGGUAUAUCAACUUUAACAUCAAUGAUGGCCAAUGUUAAUGUUUCAAAUCCAGCUAUGGAUAAUAUGCGAGUUCCCAGUACUAAUACUUCCAAUACCCAAAUGACAAAUACAGCUGCUUCCUUAGCUAAUAUGCCAGCAUUAGAGACUGCUUUAUAAGAAG
Musca vetustissima is the source of this 6676-nucleotide messenger RNA. It is a transcript of the gene gukh, whose product is annotated as serine-rich adhesin for platelets. The record is from RefSeq and is a predicted model, not a curated record. Gene Ontology annotation, molecular function: protein kinase A regulatory subunit binding. The transcript is spliced from 6 exons. Gene Ontology annotation, biological process: actin cytoskeleton organization. Lineage: Eukaryota; Metazoa; Arthropoda; Insecta; Diptera; Muscidae. Bases 1 to 6672 code for a protein of 2223 amino acids. Gene Ontology annotation, cellular component: cytoskeleton.